This is a messenger RNA of Onychostoma macrolepis, 1147 nucleotides long. Its product is annotated as gap junction epsilon-1 protein. The transcript has 3 exons. NCBI's taxonomy places the organism in Eukaryota, Metazoa, Chordata, Actinopteri, Cypriniformes, Cyprinidae. The record is from RefSeq and is a predicted model, not a curated record. Gene Ontology annotation, cellular component: connexin complex. Gene Ontology annotation, biological process: cell communication. Bases 195 to 716 code for a protein of 173 amino acids.
CGUGACUUCAGCAGUUUAGGCUAUGUGCUCCGAAUCACUGAUUCAAAACAAAUAAUUCGCAAUGGUUUCGAAGCUUCGCAAAUUAGUCAUUUAAAAUCACUGGGGUAGUGUGGAUUUUUUAAAACUGAUAUUUUAAGCUCCGGCCUCCGACUGUGAUUGGUCAGUUCCACACCCUGUUUUUUGGCUCUGUGCGCAUGUUCUUCCUGGGCGUUCUGGGAUUUGCGGUUUACGGGAAUGAAGCCCUUCAUUUCAGCUGCGACCCCGACAGGAGGGAGCUCAACCUCUUCUGUUACAAUCAGUUCAGACCUGUAACGCCGCAGGUGUUUUGGGCCCUGCAGCUAGUGACGGUUCUUGUUCCAGGGGCCGUAUUCCAUCUGUAUGCAGCAUAUAAAAACAUAGCCCAAGAGGAUAUUCUGGAACGACCAACAUACACAGUGUUCUACAUCAUUUCUGUACUGUUACGGAUCGUCCUGGAGGUGGCAGCAUUCUGGCUCCAGAGUCGUCUCUUUGGAUUCCUGGUUCAUUCGCUGUACUUCUGUGAUGCCAGUUCACUGGACAAGACAUUCAACUUCACCAAGUGUAUGGUACCUGAGCACUUCGAAAAGACCAUCUUCCUCAGUGCAAUGUACAUUUUCACCAUUAUCACCAUGAUUUUGUGUAUGGCUGAGAUUUUUGAAAUCCUCUGCAGAAGGCUGGGCUAUUUAACACAUCAGUGACAAUCACCAGCUUGAAAAUAGCACACAAAAAAUGCAAAUGUUUAAUAGACAUUUUUCAUAGAAUCAAACUGUACGAUUGCAUGCCUUCCAUCCAGUUGUUUUGACAUUAUUUUCUACCUCUCUGUGAAACACAUUUUAAGAGGCAGAAAUAAGUGUUUGUAAAGAUUUUGCACAAUAAUAAUCUACUGUUCAUUUUACUUAUUCUCUAAAACAAUCAAUGACUCGUGUUGUAAUGAAACGUCACCGUCUUGUGUAUUAUUGUAGAUGUAUCAUUACAAAUAUUAAAUGUCCAAUUACACUUUUCACUGAAAUUAUGCUUACUAUAGAAUUAGUGAUUAGAAAAAUACAAAAUAAUGCAAAAAGCAGCAUAUGAUUGUGUGCUAAAUAAUCUGGAUAUUUAAAAACAUUAGAGAUGAAAAUAUACUUACUUC